UAUCGGCAACAUCAAAAUGGAUCUGCUUGACUCAAUACUUAACUCAAUGGAUGCUCCGCCAACCACAAAUGAACAGCAAAAGACGCUGAUCAAAAAACAGCGGGAAAUGGUGGAGCGGAUGCAAAACAAGCAAAAGGAAGAGCUGUUGCGAUUUCGAAAGUACGUCGAGGAAAGGAUGGGACGAUUUGCUAAGGAUGAUCGCACAUACAUUGAGUUCCAGCCGUUGGACAAGGUGCAUCGCUCAGUUAUACACGAAAUAGCGGAAAAUGGUGGUUUCAUAGCAAUGAGCUUUGGCCGCGAGGACGAGGACCGGCACUCGGUAGUCUACAAGAAGGAACACCCACCCAGCGAGGACGAGGUAACAGCCCGUCGUAACGGCGAAGGCUGGAGCAAGGACAUAGCCAAAGAAUACUCUGAGCGGCGGAAAGAGCGCCUAGCCCAGGAGCAAAGUCUGAUCGACAAGCAAUCCACAUCUGAAGCGAGCUCCAGCGCAGCCCACAGCAGCAGCGCGGACACCAGCGCUGAAGUGAAACCAACCUCCAAUUAUAAAACAAAAUAUGCCCACCUUAUCGGCGAAUCGGCGGCCCUGCAAGCAGCCCGCAAAACAGAAACGAAUCAAAGCUAUGGCUUUGUGCCCAGUAAGAACAAAAAGGACAUGCGGUCCAUUGAGCAGACGCUGGCCGACAUAAAAGCCAAGAAGCGUUUGAAAUUGCAACAGCAGCAGCAGGAGCAGGAGCAGGAACACGAACUGACAGCGUCGCAGGCUGAGAAUCACGACGCAGAACAGCGAUAAAAAUAAAAAUGUGCGGAAAAUAGUAAUAAGAUAAUAAGUGAAAACGACACCACGUGGAUGAGGCGCAUAACGAGGUUGGAAACAGCAAAGAAAUGUUCAUCAAACUGUUUUUGGAAUUGAAUUUGAAUCAAUUGAAAAUGGGUGAAAAGGCUACUUUUAACCUUAAAUAAUUGGCUGUAGCAAUUACAAGGCAACAGGACACGUGGAAAUUAUGAUGUCUUCCAUUUUAAUAAAACACUGCGUGUCUGGCGAGUUUGAAUACGUCAGCAACUUGUCGAUCGACUUAAACAGGGCUGUGCCUGGAAUAAGUGUUGCUCCUUAUAAAGUGAGGCAAGUUCCAGAUGCUAAAUGAAUCCGAAAGCAAUGAGAUCUCGUCCAAAUGGAGUACCUAGCUGUUGGUCAAGUAGGACCGGCUUAUUUUAUACCUGAAGGAUGCUGCACUCGAAUAAAAAGAAACAACUGCCAGAUGCCAAAUAGACCUGAACUAUGAAUACGUCACCUAUUUGUCGUUCUACUAAUACCGUGUUGUGCCUGGACUGUAUGUGGUUCCUAAUAAAGUGAAGCAACUCCCAGAUGCUAAAAGGGAUCUAUGGAACGCACGUCCAGUGGAGCACCUCAAAGUCGUCCAAUUGACAUGUUUCUAUGUGUAUUGUUUGAUUAUUAAGAUGUGCACUAUAUUAAAACUAUAUAUGUUACUAGAGGCAUUUGUUAUCUUUGAGUCAA
Molecule: messenger RNA, 1516 nt
Organism: Drosophila novamexicana
Lineage: Eukaryota; Metazoa; Arthropoda; Insecta; Diptera; Drosophilidae
Product: sperm-associated antigen 7
Exons: 7
Coding region: 17-793 (258 amino acids)
Molecular function (GO): nucleic acid binding
Source: RefSeq, a predicted model, not a curated record